AUGGCUUUAUCCCCUACUCCGCGCGCACUAUUCUUCGAUGUAUUCGGUACCUGCGUUAACUGGCGCGCGACAGUUGUUAGCGCGCUUUCGCAAGCGGCCCACAAGUCACUCAACUCAGCCACUGCGUCGUUGGCCUCGAGACUGCGGCUUCGAGCUUCUGAGAUGAGCGAAGAGCAGUGGGGGAAAUUUGCUCAACAGUGGAGGAACAGUUACAAAGUUUUCACCAAACAACUGGCGGCUGACCCUGCACUUCCAUGGGUGUCUGUCGAUGACCACCACUUGAGUUCGCUCAAAGAACUUGUCACUUCAUGGGAGCUCGACGGCCUAUGGGACGAUGAAGAGAUUCGUGAACUGAGUCUAGUGUGGCACCAGUUGUUACCUUGGGGGGACUCUGUCGCAGGCGUCGAGUUGCUGAAUAAAGCAUUUGCUACAGCCAUGCUUUCAAACGGCAAUCUCAGUCUCCUCACUGACCUCCGCGCAUUCAGUGGUAUCCCAUUUACACAUGUCUUCUCGGCAGAAAUGUUCGGCACGUAUAAACCUUCACCUAAAGUCUACCUUGGUGCAGCGGAGAAACUCGGUAUUCCUCCCAAAGAAUGCGUUAUGGUCGCUGCACACCUCCCCGAUCUCAAAGCUGCACACGAAAAUGGGUUACAGACUGUUUAUGUCGAGCGUGCUGGUGAGGAAGAUUGGAGCGAGGAACAGGUCAAGGAGGCUAGGGAGGGAGGAUGGGUGAAUUUAUGGGUUGGCCUGGAGGAGGGGAGCAAGGGGUUUGUUAGUGUGGCGGAGCAAUUGGGUAUUGAUGUCAAGGAGGAGACGGAAGCGAAGAGAGUCGUUUCUCUUCCUGCGCAUAUGAAUUGA
Molecule: messenger RNA, 858 nt
Organism: Alternaria atra
Lineage: Eukaryota; Fungi; Ascomycota; Dothideomycetes; Pleosporales; Pleosporaceae
Exons: 1
Coding region: 1-858 (285 amino acids)
Molecular function (GO): hydrolase activity, acting on halide bonds, in C-halide compounds
Source: RefSeq, a predicted model, not a curated record